UUAACAAUUACAAACUACAUGUAUUACAGUAGACAUUUAAUUAAAACUUCGAUAAGGGAAAUCAAAUCAUUAUUAUCGAUAGAAUAGUGAUCUAAAUGCAAAUUCGAUUUUGAUUAACAUAAACAGAGCCUUCAUGUACACAUACUCAAAACGGAUAAAAAUAAAAAAUAACAAACAUUUACUAUGCAUUUGUUAUUACCAACGACAUGCUAUUAAAUACUAGAGAAAAACGCAAUUAAGAUUGGCUAGUGAAAGAUUAAAUAAAUUAAAAGAGUUGGUAACACGGGGAUUUAAUUGUUUUAACAUUCAGUUUGACAAUGUCCAGCGCGUGUCUUGUGUCGAAACAUGGGCUUGAUGAAUUCAAUCCAAAGUUUUCUAAGGGGAGGAAAAGACAAAUAAAGGAUGUGUUUGGAAUGGACGAAGACAUAGACUGCUAUACGAACGACAGAAGGCUAAAUUACGACAUUCUGAAAAUCGGUAAUGAGUUUGGAGGAAAUAAUUUGGGUGAUUACGAUGAUGAUUGCAUACAGCUCACGGACUAUAGGUUCGCAGAAAAAGUUGAUAAAAGCAAUGGACGCCCAGGAAUGCAACAUCCGACAAAAGUGUAUGGUGAAGUAACAAGACCAUGGACACCAGUAUUUGCUAUGCUUGAGCAUAAAUAUAUAGACAAGAAGGUAGGUAACUGUGCAAUAAAUUUCAUUGAUAGCCUCCCUUUGUGCUUAGACUGUAUAUAA
Ruditapes philippinarum (Manila clam) is the source of this 734-nucleotide messenger RNA. RefSeq lists its product as uncharacterized. The coding region runs from base 318 to 734 and encodes 138 amino acids. The transcript has 2 exons. The record is from RefSeq and is a predicted model, not a curated record. Lineage: Eukaryota; Metazoa; Mollusca; Bivalvia; Venerida; Veneridae.